UUCAGCAUUCCAGUCAUCAUCAUCCAUUGCAUGUACUUGAUAAUAUCGACACAAUUCAAUAUUGCUUUGGAUGUCAAUAAAAAAUAUGCUCAAUGGAUGAUGUUUAUGGUUGUACCGAAUGCAAUUAUUUCCUUCAUAAAUCAUGUGCAGAGUCUCCCAAAGAAAUUCAAUAUCCUUUCCAUUGGGACCAUGCUCCUCUUUCUCUUCACUUUCAAUACUUUUGGUUUGGUCAAUGUGCACUAUGUAAGGAAACUUUGAAAAAUUGUUUCACUUACAAAUGUGGUGAGUGUACUUUUCGACUGUGUUUGAAAUGCAGUGCAAUCAAAAUGAGAGGAAGUAUUAAGUUUGAAAAUCACGAGCACUCUCUUUGUUACAUGGAUAACAUGAUACCCAUGGAUAAUCAUUGUAGCAUCCAAGGUUGCUAUGGUAAGGGACUAUCUACUUCUCAUUGCAAAGAACUUUCUUACACUUCUUCUUGUGCAACAUUUUGCUUGGAAUGCAACUUCAGAAUGCACUUACUCUGUGGACCAUUGCCACUCAUGAUCAAAGAUGAGUCCCACAUUCAUCCUCUUAUUUUGGUUGAUUCGGUGGUUGAGGACAGUUAUGAAGACUUCUAUUGUGAUAUUUGUGAAAAUGAACGAGAUCCUCGAAUACGUGUUUAUUAUUGUCAGCCCUGCAAAUUUGUUGGACAUGUACAUUGUCUCAAAUCUAAGAUCAUAAAAAUACUAACAGGAGAGCUUCAAAAUGUGGAGUUAAAGAAUAUUGGAGAUGAUAUUUGGAAAUUGAAUAAGCAAAAAAGAUAUGACAAUCAUUCUACAGCCAUAGCCAUGAUCAUGAACCAAACUUCUUUAACUCUUAACGAUAUAAUAAAUGGACUGUCAGAAAAUGUUCGAAGUAAAUUGAGGGUCUUUUACAAAUGGGAAGACAAUUCAUUUGAGUUCAAGGGACAAUCUGAAAAUAAGCGUGGUGGAGAAGAUAUUGAUUGGAUUAUACAACUUUCUCACUUCACCAAUAAGGAUUUUCAAGAAUUUUGUAAUGAGCUUGACGAAUUCUUUAAGGCAAACACAAUAGAAUUGAAAGCUAAUGAUUUAGGAGUGAAGAUUGUAAGUAUGGGAGAUUAUAAGAUACCUUUUACUUUAGUACCUAUUUUCAACAAAUUACUUGAUCAGUAUGGAGAUGUUGGAAUCACUGAAAAUAAUUGGCGAUGGAAGUGCGUUGUUUAUUCUGUUUUAUGUGAGGUCAUAAAGGAAAUGUGCUCUACUAUGGUGGCAGACAUCACCAAACAUCAUCUUCAACAAUGGUAUUUCCACUUGAGAUUCGUGAGCUCUCAGGACUUUAACAUUUAUUUCGUGGUUGCUCAUCUAGAGAAAUUCAUACAAACUUUCUUAGGCCUCCAAACAAAAAGACUUGAAACAGAAAUCCCUACAAAAGUAAGGGAGAAGGUAGCAGAGCUAAAGCAAGAGAUAGAAAAGGAAAAGUCAAAACUGAAGAAAUGUGAAGAGUAUAAUGAUAAGUCAUUGCCAAAGUCUGAGUUGAUGAAGGAUUGUUUGAAUAAGGCCUCUGCAAUGAAGUUCAAGAAUGCAUGUGAAGGUUUGAUCGCUACAGAUAAUGAUCGUCAACUCCUUCAUUUCUUGGAAGAGUUUUUUAUUAAUUAAGCCAAUGGUAUACAUAGUGAUAUUUACUGUUUCUCUCUUUUCAUUUUUUGGAAUUGGUAGU
Molecule: messenger RNA, 1716 nt
Organism: Cannabis sativa
Lineage: Eukaryota; Viridiplantae; Streptophyta; Magnoliopsida; Rosales; Cannabaceae
Exons: 2
Coding region: 93-1655 (520 amino acids)
Source: RefSeq, a predicted model, not a curated record